Messenger RNA from Gymnodraco acuticeps, 1694 nucleotides. RefSeq names its product heart and neural crest derivatives expressed 2 (gene hand2). Lineage: Eukaryota; Metazoa; Chordata; Actinopteri; Perciformes; Bathydraconidae. The transcript has 2 exons. The coding region runs from base 126 to 863 and encodes 245 amino acids. Gene Ontology annotation, biological process: regulation of transcription by RNA polymerase II; heart development. Gene Ontology annotation, molecular function: RNA polymerase II transcription regulatory region sequence-specific DNA binding; protein dimerization activity; DNA-binding transcription factor activity, RNA polymerase II-specific. The record is from RefSeq and is a predicted model, not a curated record.
UGUGUGUGUGUGUGUGUGUGUGUGUGUGUGUGUGUGUGUGUGUGUGUGUGUGUGUGUGUGUGUGUGUGUGUGUGUGUGUGUGUGUGUGUGUGUGUGUGUGUUUGCGUGAGUUAGUGUGUGUCAGCAUGAGUCUGGUCUCGGGCUUCCCUCACCACCCGGUCAUGCACCAUCACGACAGCCACCACUACUCCCUGCACGCGGCGGCGGCGGCCGGUCGGUGUCACGAGGAUACCGGGGCUCCUCCAUACUUCACGAGCUGGCUGAUAAGUCACGCGGAUGUGUCUCCCACCGAGUACAGCCUUGCGCCCGGGUACAGCCCUGAGUACCAUGGCAAUAGCGGCGGCGGGUCCACCGGCGGCCUGGACCCCCAUCACCACCACCACCACCACUACGGACCCGGCGCCUUGGUACCGGGGGCCAGCGCCAUCUCAGUAAACGGAGCGGCAGUCGGUAUGCACCCCCACACACUCCCCCGGCCCGUGAAGCGGAGACCCACGGCCAACCGGAAGGAGCGGCGGCGGACCCAGAGCAUCAACUCGGCCUUCGCGGAGCUGCGGGAGUGCAUCCCCAACGUGCCGGCGGACACCAAGCUGUCCAAGAUCAAGACUCUGCGGCUGGCCACCAGCUACAUCUCCUACCUGAUGGACAUCCUGGACAAGGACGGACAGCACGGGGACACGCAGGCGUUCAAGGCCGAGCUGAAGAAGACGGAGGCCCGGGAGGAGCGGCGGAAGAGAGAGGCGGUGGAGAUCCCCAAGACAGCACCCUCAUCAUCCUCCUCCUCAUCGUCAGCGGGAGAUAAGAAGAGUAAAGGGCGGACAGGAUGGCCCCAGCAUGUCUGGGCUCUGGAACUCAAACAGUAGUCCCCCCCUUAGUGAUGGGACAUUAUUGACGCGCUCAGAGGAACUUUAAUGGCCGUCAUCAUCAUCUUCUUCAUCAUAAUCACCAUCAUCAUCAUCCACGCUGCGGACCUCCAGGCUGCCCCCCACCCCCUCCUUCCGGAGUGACAGGCCCAGGAGUGGAGUAGGCCUACCUCAUAGAACAUUAGAUUAGUUACCAAGUUCGAUUCAUUUUUAAGUUGAAGACCUUAAUCGAAAAAGAAAACACAAUAAACGAAAACGAUUCCUCAAACGGCAAUAUUGUAGAUAUUUGGUCAAUCAACACUUAUUCUUCUAUGUCCAGACAUCCUGAGGGCACAUGCGCUCUGUGCUGAUGGGAUGCAUUCAAAAGAGUGGUUUGUAAAACCUCUGAGGUGUGCUUCCUCAGAGAUAGCUUGAAGGUAGGGCGGCCGAGUCUCUCUCCCUCACACAGACACACACACACACACACACACACACACGUGGUUUUGACGUGCUCCCUGCUUUAUUUAACGUAAUAUAUUUAUGCCAGUAGCACCCGAACAGCCGUUAGAACCUUUGAUUAAAGACAAGGUGUAUGUGAAGUGAUCUCUCUCUCUCUCUCUCUCUCUCUCUCUCUCUCUCUCUCUCUCUCUCUCUCUCUCUCUCUCUCUCUCUCUCUCUCUCUCUCUCUCUCUCUCUCUCUCUCUCUCUCUCUCUCUCUCUCUCUCUCUUGACGUCACAAUGAUGACGACGUAUCUAUGUUGUGGUGUGAACAUGUGGUGGGGUUCUAAAUAAUGCUUUUUGUGGGAUGUAAACAGUGUCAUGAAUUUAAUAAACCACCACCUGGUUAUGUUA